GCAGCAGUUCUCCCAUCUCUGUCCUCAUCCUCCCAGAAACACCAACCAGAGAAGAAGAAGAGCAUGGAGCACUUUCCAACCGUGGAAAUGGCGCUCAGCGUUGCAGGAGCCUAAAGUCAGAGAGGCAUCUCGUGUUAGUCGGGUCAGGUUGAAGCUACUCCCAGACAGACCACUCUCUACGCAUGAGUUUGUACUCUCUUUGAACAAUGAGCGGAUUAUGACACAGGAAGAAAAAGAGAAAAGCAAACAUUCGUGGCUCUGAUAAAGCCGUCAUCCUCCUCCUCGGACAGUGAACAAUGCAUGACUUGACUGCCCAAGUCACCAGCAGCCUGCUGCCGUUCCCAGGAGUGACUAUAGAUGCUCUAGGGGAGGAUGAGAUCACCCUAGACUCUGUGCUUCAUGGGAAGUUCACUGUUGGCCGCAGCGGGCUGGUCUGGCUGGCCUGUGGCCCCCAUCUGGAGGUUGUCCAUGCAGUGACAGGAGAACGUCUGUCUGCAUACUGCUUCAGUGGUGGAGGCGAGCAUGCGCCCAGCGUCCUCGCUGCCAGGGACUUCAGCUGGCUCAAACGGUCUGGAUUACUGGUUGGCUUGGAGGAAACAGAGGGCAGCGUGCUGUGUCUUUAUGACUUAGGACUGUCAAGGGUGGUCAAAGCUGUGGUUAUACCAGGCAGGAUUACAGCUAUUGAGCCAUUAGUGAGUUAUGGUGGAGCAAGCACUUCGACCCAGCACCUUCACCAGAGUCUGCGCUGGUUCUUUGGCAUCGCCGCCGUAAUAACAGAUCUUGGUCAUGUCCUGCUUGUGGACCUCUGUCUCGACGACCUGUCCUGCAGCCAAAGUGAACUGGAGGCUUCAGACCUGCAGGUAGUGACCAAAUCUCCUGCAGAGAUCCCCCGGCUGAGAGAAGUCAGCACCCGACAGGGCAGACAUCUUUGUCUCCAGCUGAAUGGGCCCAGUGGAGUUGGAGCCACAGCUCUGCAGUACAUCCCCAGGACCAACCAGCUGGCUGUGGGAUUUUCAGAUGGAUACUUACAGCUGUGGAACAUGAAGACCCUAAAGAAGGAAUACCACUCCCAGUUAGAGGGGGGCAGGGUACCCGUGCAUGCCUUCACCUUCCAGGAGCCAGAAAAUGACCCCAGGAACUGUUGCUACCUCUGGGCUGUCCAGUCUUCUCAGGACCUUGAGGGAGAUAUGGUCAGCCUCCGCCUACUUCAGAUGGCCUUCAGUGAAAGGAAGUGUCUAGCUUCUGGGAAGAUCCUCUAUGAGGGUCUGGAGUACUGUGAGGAACGUUACAGUCAGGAGUUAAGUGGCACAGCUUUCCCUCUCAGGGCUCAGGCCACCAACACCCGCCUGCUGAGCUGCCAGACCAUCGAGAAGUUCAGACCCCAUCCCGACCGGGAUGACAGCAUGAACGAAGUUGCAUCUCCAGACACCAGUGUGUCUAUCUUCAGCUGGCAAGUCAAGGCCUAUGGUCAGGGAACCCCGUCUACCUUCAUCGGAGUUUUUGACAUCAACCGUUGGUACCACGCACAGAUGCCAGACUCUUUGAGAACGGGAGAGUCUCUGCAAAAUUGUCCCUACCUGGCAGUUUGGUCUCUGGACCCAGUGGUGCAGAUGGUGUCUCAACACGUCCUCCUGGAUGUGGUGGUGCACGAACGAAGCCUGAGCAGGGGCCUGCCCUUCACCUGCCCCCCACCAGAGCAGUACUUUAAUCCCACCACAUAUAACUUUGAUGCUACCUGCCUGCUCAACUCUGGAAUUGUGCACUUGACGUGCUCUGGGUAUCAGAAAGAGACCCUGAGCUUUUUGAAGAAAGCUGCUCCUUGUUCCAGUGAAAUCAUCUCCACUAGCUACUCUCGCUGCCUCAUGUCCGGCCUGCUCUCAUCUCGCCUGGCUGACACCCAAGCCUCCAGCCUCUCUCAGGAGGAGCAGCUGGAUGCCAUCUUGUCCACAGCGGUGGAGACCAGCUCCUUGGGACUGAUCACUGGCUGUAUCAAGCAGUGGACUGCAGAAGAACAACCAGGCUCUGCACUGAACCUGCGCUACAUCCUGGAUUGGGCCUGGAACAAAGUGGUCCAGACCAAGGAGGAACUGGAUGGCAUCUGUGCACCGCUGUUUGACAGCUCAUCAAACUUCACGGACCCUCAGACCAUGCAGCUGCUACAGCACAGCCAGAGACUGCUCAGUAACCUCAGUACCAUCUUCCACUGUCUGCUCAGUGAAGCUCAGGAGCUCACGCAAAAAGGCCUGGUGGGUCUGAUGAACAAGAACAUGGUGUCCAGUCUGAUUUCCAAGUACGCUCAGGUGGUGCUCUGGUUCUGUCGUACCGGCCUACUGCCUGAAGGAUCAGACGACGACGCUCUCCAGAUCUCCAGGCCUUUCUACACUCACUCAGUCAUCAGCAACUAUUAUACCAUACGCAGAGAGGAGCUCACCAGGCUGGCUAAGGGCAAGUGGUGUGCAGACUGCCUGAUGAUUGACGGUUUGGUUGGCCAGUGUGGUGAACGCUUGAUCAACCUGUGGAAGAGGGAUGAGAAUGGGACAGGGCAAUACCCACCACCUACAUUGCAUGCCCUGUUGGACAUUUAUCUACUGGACAACAUUGAUGAAGCUGCCAAACAUGCAAUUGUGAUUUACCUGUUGCUGGAUGUAAUGUACUCCUUCCCUAAUAAGGAGGGAGCAUCAGUGGAGUCUUUCCCCCCAGCAUUUGCCAUCCCCAUUGGACUGGUGAAACUAGUGCAAGGCCUCUGGCUGCUGGACCACCAUGACCACCAGAGUUCAUUUGAGUUGCUCCUGCAUCCAGCUGCCUCUCAGUGUCAGUUUGAGUGGCAGCACGAGCGUGUCCUGCAAGCACUGAUGUGCCAGGGCCAACACCCUGUGGCUCUUCGAUACUUCCACGUUACGAAGCCUCCAAUUUCCUCCACCUCCCAGGCCAAACUCUGCCUGUCUGUACUGCUACACAACAGGUGUCUUAUAGAGGCGUGGUCGUUACUUCGGCAGCACUCUAAUCGCCUCAACAUGGGAGAGCUGAUGGGCUUCCUGUAUGAGAGCUGCCAGGAGCUGGGGCUCAUGAAGGAGCUGCUCAAACUGCCCCUGAGCCUCACUGAGCAGGAAUGUUUGGAGAAGUUUCUCCAGGGUACAGGGGGUCUCCAGAACCGAGAACUGCUGAUGGUUCAUUACCUUCAGCAGGCCAACUACAUUCCUGCCCUGCAGCUCAACCACAGCCUCAAGAUGAACCUGGUGAAUGAGCGAGACCCAAAGCUUAAAGAACGGUCCAACACCAGGAACUCUAUAUUGGAUCAGUAUGGCAAGGUUUUGCCCAGAGUCCAGAGGAAACUGGCAAUGGAGAGAGCAAAGCCCUACCAGCAUCCCUACGCCAUCCACAGAGAAGUUUCUCGGCCACAGCCACUGUCAACCAUCACCAAGCGCUCCGUCAGGGAGAAGGUGAUGUCGAGGGCUGGCUUCAUCAACAACGUCCUGACCAAGAUUGAGGAGGUGUGGUUAGGCAAAGGAGCUACACCACAGUCCUCCCCAGCCAAGAGCCCCAAGCCCUCCUCCUCCUUGGCCCUUUCUGAGCCCUUCCUGGGAACUCCUAUCACCAUGACCGCCAAACGAAAGUCAAGGCUGAUGGACUUGGUGGUUCGUCCGUCCUGUCAGACCCCUCGUCCUCUUCUCAGCCCUCCCAGACCUCCCAGCUCCUGGGUUUCUCCAAAAAGCAUCAGCAAAGCCCCUGAACUCAGUCUGCUGCAAACACCGCAGGUUGUCAAGCGAGCUCGGGCCUUGGCUGCUUCUGGCCCUGUGUUCUCAGCAUUCACUCCUCAAUCCAUCCUGCGCAGCAGCCUGAGGCCCACACCCGUCGCCACCCCGUCUGCUUCUCCAGGACGCUCCAUCACCCCCCCACUCCGUAACAAAGAGAGCCGGAUCACCUUCAUCGAAGAGGCAGAAUCUCCUGAACCGGAGAAGGGCAUCCGAUGGACCAAUGGGAUGGCAGCAGACAGUGAGAUUAGCUUGCUGACCAGAGGCAUGCUAUCCAAGGCUACACAUAAGACCUGGCCCUCACAGCCUGCUGAGGAGGAAGAGGAUGGAGACGAAGAAGCAGAACAGCCUCGUGUGAAGUUCUUGCCUCCAGAAGGUGGUAUUCCCUCCUCACAGCUGAGGUGCUUUGACAGCGAGUCACUCUCCAUCCAUGAUGUCGCCGCAGAAACCAGACCAUCAGAUGCAAUGCAAGCACGCCUGAGCUUGAGCUUUGACACCAGCCAGGCAUCUGUCCGUUCAACAGACACCACUCUAGAGUAUUUUGAUGCACCUGCCCCUGCUCUCUCAGAGGACCAAGAAGGGGAGGAGGUGCAUACUGCUCCAGAGAAAGAAGAGGAGGUAGUGACGGUGAAUAUCAAAGGCCUAACUGAAACUCAAGAACCAGAGGAAGAGCCCUCACUAACCACUGAGCAAACCCCUCUCCUGACAUCAGAGGAUACAGAGAGGGGAGAAGAAGAGGAGGUGAAAGAAGACGAAACAUCUGAGGACGUGAUUGAGAUUGGUCUUGAAGAGGAGACUAAAAAUGAGGAAGAAGUUAAAGAGGAGGAUGAACAAGAUGUUGAGUCAAGUAUCGAAUAUAAAGAUGCUGCAACUCUUCCCCAAGAGGAGAUGUCUAGCCACAAUCAAGUUUGUAACCAGGUUACUGAGAGCACGGACUCUGGCGCUGAGGUCGAAUCUCCGGAUCUAUCAGUGGGACAGGACGUCCAGACGGAGGCCACCGAAUCCACAGAGUUCACUGAGUAUCUGAAACCACCUGCAGCCACUGAACCCACAAACCAACCAGAAGAGGAACUGGAGCAAUCAACAGAUCUGACAGAGUUUGUUCAGAGACAUCUGUUUGGUGGCGAUCUGUCUCCUCCGCUCACCCGCUCAGGAAUCCACAACGCAUCACAGACCCAGACGUCUUUCAACAGUGAGUCACUAGGUGAGGUUGAAGAGGAGGUGCAGGCAGAUGUUGAAGCUCCGCCAGUGUUCACCAGCCAGAAAUCUACUGCCUCUGUGACAUCCUCCGAGCCAACUGGCACAGACUCCCACUCUGUUGUGAGUGUGAACGACAGUGAAGAGCUUUCUAGCCCUGAGUCUGAGGAAGAAGAUGAGGAUGAAGAGGAGGAGUCUGAUCGAGCUGAGGAGGAAGAGGAAGAGGAUGAGGAGGAGGAGGAGGAGGAAGAAGAGGAAGAGGACUCUGGUAGUGAGGUGGAGAUCAUUGAGGAGGUCCAGGGUAAUGGGAGGCUGCCACCCCUCCAACCCAGUUCAGUCUUUGUACAGCAGGGACACACACACUUCCUGCCAAGUCUGUCAGAGCAGGAGGCUGCGGCGUUCUCUCUGAUUACACCCGGUGUAGAGAUGAAGAUGGUAGAGGAGGACAUGGAGGGUGAGGUGGUGAUGGUGAGACUCGGGGCAGACGAAGAAGGGAUUGUAGCGGAUGAGGAUGAAGAGCAAGGAUCAUCAUACAUGGAGCUCAAACCCUCUACCACUCUCCUGGUACCCCUGGAGCUCGUGGAGGGGCAGGACGGCCUGGUCGAUGGUGCUCAGCUUGGUCCUCCUGAGCUUCAGCAAGCCGUUGUGUCAGAUGACCCGAGGUCUGAAACUCACAGCGGCUUCUCUCUGAUGCUGGAUGAGGACGCGGAUAAAGAGGCAGACACGCUGCCUAUUGAGAAUGAUCUACAGUCCUCCGACCCUCCCAGCCUGUCUCCAGCAGUGGAGGCUGUUGACGAAAUUGUGGCCAAACCUGAGGUUAUUCUUUUGGGCGCAGAUGAUCAGGAUCCUCCUCUGUCUGGAGAAGUCUCCGAAGAGGACCAGAGGAGAGAGAUGGACACCUUGGAUGGAAUUGAGGUAGAUGGGUCAGCAGAGUCAGAACUUGCAGAACCUGCCGACCUACAAACUGAAAACACCGGGGCAAACCAUGAGACAGAAGAUGCUAAAGAACAGAGCGAUGCAGAGUUAGUAAUGUUGGUUGAAGACCAUGAACCUGCAGGUCUCCCAGUCUCUGGGCCAACUCCAGUAGGAGAGCUCCCAGCAGUAAUGUUGGCUGAAGAUCAUGAACCUGAAGAUCAUGAAUCUGAAAAUCAUGAACCUGAAGCUCAUGAAUCUGAAGAUCAUGAAUCUGAAGAACUCCCAGCAGUAAUGUUGGUUGAAGACCACGAACCUGCAGGUCUCCCAGUCUCUGGGCCAACUCCAGUAGGAGAACUCCCAGCAGUAGUGUUGGCUGAAGAUCAUGAACCUGAAGCUCAUGAAUCUGAAGAUCAUGAAUCUGAAGAUCAUGAACCUGAAGAUCAUGAAUCUGAAGAUCAUGAAUCUGAAGAUCUUGAAUCUGAAGAUCAUGAAUCUGAAGAUCAUGAACCUGAAGAUCAUGAAUCUGAAGAUCAUGAACCUGAAGAUCAUGAACCUGAAGAUCAUGAAUCUGAAGAUCAUGAAUCUGAAGAACUCCCAGCAGCAAUGUCGGCUGACGAUCAUGAGCCUGAAGGUCUUUCAGUCUCUGGGCCAACUCCAGAAGAAGAACUCCCAGCAGUGGUGUUGGCUGACGAUUAUGAAUCUGAAGAACUCCCAGCAGUAAUUUUGGCUGACGAUCAUGAAUCUGGAGAUCAUGAACCUGAAGAUCAUGAACCUGGAGAGCUCCCAGCAGUAGUGCUUGCUGACGAUCAUGAACCUGAAGGACUUUCAGACUCUGGGCCAACUCCAACGGGAGAACUCCCGGAAGUUGUGGAUGACAAAGACUCUACGGCAGAAAAAGAUGCUGCUGAGGAGGAGAUGGGAGAGGAGGAGGAGGAGGACAAACCAACACCUGCUGAGGAGCAGGAAGAGCCUGAAGAGAAUGGGCCUGUUAAUAUGGACACGGAGAUAACCCCCAGCACAGAGACAGAGACUGCUGUGGAGGAGGAGCAACAGGACCAUGGAGCCGUAGCAGAGACAGAAGAGGAUAACAGGGAAGAAAUUAAGACGGAGCAGGAAACAGGAAAGAAAACCAGGGGAAGACCGAGAAAAGAUAUUGAAGAAGAGAAACCUGUGCCAGAGACGCCCACUUCUCAGAGGAAAAAGAAAGCUCCCUCGACCCCAACACGGAUGACCACAAGAGGGAGGACGGUUUCCUUUAUUUCUCCUCUCCUAGAGGAAGCAGAGGAAGUGGAGGAGGUAGAAACAAAGUACCUGCUUCCUGCUUCGCCUAGUCGUACACCUAGAAAAAGUAAACAGAACAAAGAAACUAAAGUCCAAGCAAGCCCACCUCGAAGAAGUACUCGUAAUUCUCAGCCAGAGCCUCCUAAAGACGAGGUUGAAGAGGGGAACGCCAUGGAUAACGACACCACAGUUGCAUCAACCUCAAAGGCCUCUUCUCCAGCCAGGCGGCGGGUUGCCCAGAGGGCCUCCUCAACAAGGUCCAGCCAAAGGACCCAAGGUGAAGAUGAGGAGGAACAGGAGGAUGAGGUCACAGAUACAAAGGUUUCUCGACGAACAAGCGCCAAGAGUCCCACACCGGCCAAACGCAGGACCACUCAGGAAAUCACUCCGAGGAGGUCCAGCAGAAGGAUAUUGAGCAGCAGUGAGGUGGUGGCAACACCGUUACAGAUCUUGUUAGAAGAGCAGAAACAGGCGGAGGUGUUUGCGUCCCCCGCCAAACGCAACUCCAGGAAAAGUAAAACAGAAUCAUCAGAGACGCUGGAGGAGGAAGAGAGCAAAAAACCUUCCAGCCCCGGCAGGGCGACUCGACAGUCCAACCGGAUUACCCUAAAUGUGUAUCCACAAGUGAAAUUGGUUCCUGUAUUAAUUCCUCAGAGCGCAAGGAAGACGAGAGGAGUGACGAUAACAGAAAAUAUAAAAGAAAGUGCAGUUCAACUCGAGCCUGAACUUAACAGCAAUGCUGGUCUCACCAACUCCCGUCGACCAACUAGAAGCAAACUCUGGGAUCACCCUGAGGAAGACCUCCCCUUACUGGACUCACCGUUGGAGGUGGACUCUGAAACCCCAGUCGCAGACGCCCUCAUCAAGAGACUUCAGGAUGAGGAAGGGAAGCAGGAAGGAGGAGUAGUCGUCACAAAGAUGGUGAGAACCAGCAAGAGGAGUACGAAGUCUGUGGAAGACAGCCUGGACCCCGAACCCAAAGAGGAGGAGUCUUGUCCAGACGAGUAUUCGUUCAUCUACUCUCCCUCACGGAGAAGAACAAGAGCUAAAAGAGCAGAGUCUCCCGGCCCGAGUGAAGAGUCUGCAGCGCCCGUCACUCGCAGCAGGAGAAGAGUUGUCAAAGAUACCUCUGUUGCUCCUCAUGAUGAAAUCGAUUUAGAAGAAGAUCUCGUGGAAGUGGAGAAAGCAGCAGCUGUUUCUAAGUCCAGAAAAUCAGUCAAACGAACAGCCAAAUCCAAAGCCGUUUUGAAGCCCUUUCCCAUCGCAGAGGUGGACCUGAUCUCGCCUCUGCCCAGCCCAGCUGAGCCGAUCCCGCGGGCCCUGAAGAGGAUCAGUGAGGAGGACGCCCCGACUUCGAGCAUGAACCUUCGACGCAAGCGCAUAAUGGACACCGUUUUCACAAAACCCGUCACACGGAGGAAGAAACUUUGAGGAGGUUGGUGGUGGUGGUUUUAACCGGUGAACCUCAGACAGCCACCAGAAGAGUUGAACCGAGUCGGUCCGGAGCUGUCAAAUAAAAGUGUAUGCCUAAAAACUCACGAUGGUUCUAUUUCCUCAAAUGCCUCACAGUGCUGCGGUUAUCUUUGUUGGUUAUAUAAACCUCCCUGUAGGACAAUAAAAUAAAAGCAAUGUAGGCAUGAAAAUAUAUUUUUGGGACAUAACACACUGGUGGAUAGCAGUGUGAGAGAGGCAUAUAUUUUUGGAGUUUACACAUCCCGCUCGUACUAACUGGAUUCCACUUGAUAUCGUAUCUGUGGCCAUUUCGUGUUGGAUAUUUUGCGACGCUCCCCGUAAUCCGCUGAACUCUCUGGGCACAGAAUGGCACAAGGGAAAGCAAUCAAUGUGGGCUUUUAGGAGCUCCCAUUAAUACAACCAGAGAGACUGAACUGAUCCUGCCUCUGAUAAAGAGGUUUUUAUUUACAUUCUCUUUUAUUUUUAUUUUUAUUUUUUGUGGUUGUUUACUUUUUAGAUUUCGAGGCCUGCUGUUUUUUCUAUUUAAGAAGAAGAGCAACCAACCCAGUGGAGACGAAAGAUUUCUACUGAUAAAUUUGUAUAUAGUCUUUUGCUAUGUUCCAAAUAAAGUUAAUAAAUAAAUCCUAAAGAGUUACGCUCAUAAGUUUUAAGUGUCUUGAAUGCGUUUGAUCAUCUAAUUAGACUGCCUAUGCCAUAGUCUUAAAAUUUCAGUCGAUUUUGGGGGGGUUUUCUGUGAAAGAAGCACGGACUUAUGUACACUAAUGCCAUCAGAUUUGGACUGUUUCUGUGUGUCAUGGGGAUGUUGUAGAGUGUGAAAGAAACAAAAAUACUUGCACAGCAGUUUGGAGUUGUUAAAAUUGUUUUGGGAAAUGUUAAUAGGCUCGUUUGAUUACUUUUAUGGCAACCACCAUCUGACACAUAGGCUAUUUUCUGAUGAAUGUAUGUAGAAUGUCUUAUUUUUGAUGACUGCUCUUUGAUAAAUAUGGUAAAGCUUGAA
Messenger RNA from Sebastes umbrosus (honeycomb rockfish), 9615 nucleotides. It is a transcript of the gene ahctf1, whose product is annotated as AT hook containing transcription factor 1. The coding region runs from base 297 to 8576 and encodes 2759 amino acids. The transcript has 40 exons. The record is from RefSeq and is a predicted model, not a curated record. NCBI's taxonomy places the organism in Eukaryota, Metazoa, Chordata, Actinopteri, Perciformes, Sebastidae.